GAGCCAUUGCCUGUGUUAAACUAAAGAAAUUUAAAGAAGCAAUCACUUGGUGUGAUAAGGGAUUAGCUAUUGACAACAAUAAUAGGAUUUUGUUGUCAUUAAGACUUCAGUCUCUCAGAGAAGUGGGGGAUAAGUCCGUGGAUGAAAAAGAUCACAUUAGCUAUGACCAUGUUGGUCCAAGUUCAGGUGAUGUCAAGAAGGUCAUUGACUUCUAUAACUGGGAAGCCAAGCAUCGGGAGGGUAACAUGUAUUGCAAUCUUGGCAAUGCUAAUAUCAAUCUGGGUAAUUUCAAAAAAGCCAUAGAGUACCACAACCUACAUCUUAAAAUAGCUAAAGAAGUAGGAGACAAGCAUGGGGAGGGUAACGCUUAUGGCAAUCUUGGCAAUGCUUAUGACAGUCUAGGCGAUUUCAAAAAAGCCAUAGAGUACCACAAUCUAUAUCUUAAAAUAGUUCAAGAAGUAGGAGACAAGCAUGGGGAGGGUGGUGCUUAUGGCAACCUUGGUAUUGCUAAUUGCAGAUUGGGUGAUUUAAAAAAGGCCAUAGAGUUCCACAACCUAAGUCUUAAAAUACUUAAAGAAGUAGGAGACAAGCAUGGGGAGGGUAAGGCUUAUGGCAAUCUUGGCGUUGCUUAUAAAAGACUGGGUGAUUUAAAAAAAGCCAUAAAGUAUCACAACCUACAUCUUAAAAUAGCUAAAGACGUAGGAGACAAGCAUGAAGAGGGUAAAGCUUAUUGCAAUCUUGGCGUUGCUUAUAAAAGACUGGGUGAUUUAAAAAAAGCCAUAAAGUAUCACAACCUACAUCUUAAAAUAGCUGAAGAAGUAGGAGACAAGCAUGGAGAGGGUAACGCUUAUUGCAAUCUUGGCAAUGCUAAUUACAAACUAGGUGAUUUCAAAAAAGCCAUCGAGUACCACCACCUACAUCUUAAAAUAGCUAAAGAAAUAGGAGACAAGCAUGGGGAGGGUGGUGCUUACGGAAAUCUUGGCAAUGCUUAUUACAGUCUAAGUGAUUUCAAAAAAGCCAUAGAGUACCACAACCUACAUCUUAAAAUAGCUAAAGAAGUAGGAGACAAGUAUGGGGAGGGUGGUGCUUACGGCAAUCUUGGCAGUGCUUAUUACAGUCUGGGUGAUUUCAAAAACGCCAUAGAGUUCCACAACCUAAAUCUUAAAGUAGCUAAAGAAGUAGGAGACAAGCAUGGGGAAAGCAACACCUAUGGCAAUCUUAGCAAUGCUAAUUACAAACUGGGUAAUUUCAAAAAAGCCAUGGAGUACCAAAACCUACAUCUUAAAAUAGUUAAAGAAGUAGGAGACAAGCAUGGGGAGGGUGUUGCUUAUGGCAAUCUUGGCAAUGCUAAUUACCUUUUGGGUGAUUUCAAAAAGGCCCUAGAGUACCACAAGCUACAUCUUGAGAUGAUUAAAGAAGUAGGAGACAAGAAUAGGGAGGGUUGUGCUUAUGGCAAUCUUGGCAAUGAUUAUUACGGUAUGGGUGAUUUAAAAAAAGCCAUAGAGUACCACAACCUACAUCUUAAAAUAAGUAAAGAAGUAGGAAACAAGCAAGGGGAGGGUCAUGUUUAUGGUAAUCUUGGCAAAAUGUAUCAAACUCUGGGAGAUUUGAAAAAGGCCGACGAGUCGUACAAGCUAAUGCUCGAAACUGCCAAAGAGGUCGCAGACAAAUUCUUGGAGGCAACGGCUUAUUAUUCAUUAGGAUGCGUUUCUGAGUUGCUGGGUCGACUGCCCAAAGCCGUUGAACAUUACCAAGCUAGCAUAACCUUAUUCAAUUCCUUGAGAGUACUUCUAAAAUCUAAAGAUGAAUGGAAAGUUAAUUUUCGAAAUCAGUAUCAAAUUGCGUACACAGGUUUGUGGAGAGUUCUAGUAGAACAAGGUAAUAUGGAUGAAGCCUUGCUUGCUGCUGAGAAGGGACGAGCUCAAGCUCUGACCGAUCUUAUGGAAUUCCGUUUUUGUGGUGGAACAAGUCAGCACAAGAAAGGAGAUGAAGAUUUAGCGGUUUUAAAAGACGUUCCAUUAAACACUGUCUUUCAAGCAGUGGACGGAGCUAGCGUCAGUCUUUGGGUUGUGUCCGAAGGAAAACAAGUUCAGUUAAGACAAUGUAAACUGAAUAGUUCUGUUUCAGGGAACAGUGGAGCCAGCCAGUCCUUUAAGUCGUUCAUACUCGGUGUCUAUACACAACUUGGUGUUCGUUCUAAUGUGAGAUGCGAGAAUCGAUCUUUGGAUGCUUUGAGGGAGAACCGUUCAAAAGUGGAUGAGAAAACUAAAGAAGACAACUCUCAACCUUCCAUCGAAUGCUUAAGCACUUUGUAUGAUACCGUCAUGAAGCCAGUGGCUGACCUGCUUCAAGGGGAUGAGUUACUCAUUAUUCCCGAUGGACCCCUGUGGCUCGUUCCUUACGCCGCACUCAAGGAUGGUAAUUCUAAAUAUCUGUGUGAAUCGUUCAGAAUCCGACUCGCUCCAUCGUUAACAAGUCUUAGACUCAUUGCCGAUUGCCCAGAUGAUUAUCACAAAAGCAGUGGUGCUUUACUAGUAGGGGAUCCGUGGGUAGCCGAGGUUACUAACAGUAAGGGAGAGAUACUCCUCGAGCAGCUUCCGUGUGCUAAAGAAGAAGUAGAAAUGAUCGGAAAAAUUCUGAAUAUCACGCCAAUCACUGGCAGACAGGCCACGAAACGUGAGGUGUUGAAAAGACUCAGUUCCGUUUCCUUAGUUCACUUUGCGGCACACGGAUGGAUGGAAACUGGCGAAAUUGCUCUGACACCUGACCCACACCGAAGAUCUACUGUGCCAACGGAGGAGGAUUACAUUUUAACAAUUGGAGAUGUGUUGAAUGUUCAACUUCGCGCCAAACUUGUUGUGCUUAGUUGCUGCCACAGUGGUCGGGGCGAGAUCAAGGCUGAAGGUGUGGUUGGCAUUGCGCGCGCUUUUAUGGGGGCUGGUGCUCGGUCUGUUGUGGUGUCCCUGUGGGCGAUCGAUGACGAGGCUACUCUCGAGUUAAUGAAAUGCUUUUAUCAAAACCUUGCAAAAGGUAAACCUGCAAGCGAAUCACUGAACCUGUCCAUGAAAAGCCUCAGAGAAUCAGACAAGUUCCGUGACAUCAAAUACUGGGCGCCUUUUUUUCUAAUUGGAGAUGACGUCACUCUUGACUUCAUGGCAAAGGAAAUAUAA
Pocillopora verrucosa is the source of this 3170-nucleotide messenger RNA. The record is from RefSeq and is a predicted model, not a curated record. Lineage: Eukaryota; Metazoa; Cnidaria; Anthozoa; Scleractinia; Pocilloporidae.